UGGUAAGUAAACUUGUGUGGGAAAAAAAAAAGAGUAAGUUUCAUGCAACUUCAGCUAUAUUUACCCCUAGAGAUAUUGCUGCAGCUAUACAGAGGAAGGCCACAUACAAUUUUGACAAACUGCUGUAUGUGGUGGACAAUAGCCAGAGUGACCACUUUUCUGCACUAUUUAGCAUUCUAAAACUGUUGGACUACAAAUGGUUUAGUACUUUACGACACAUAAAAUUUGGUCGUGUUCUGGGCAUGAGUUCCAGAAGAGGAGACAUGGUUUUUCUCAGUGAUAUCUUGGAUGAAGCUAAGCAUCGUGCUCUGGAAAAAAUUCGGUCUUCUCCAACCACAAAAGUUACAAAAGAGAUGGAAGAGGUGGCAGAUGUCUUAGGAGUCUCAGCAGUUCUGAUAAACGACAUGAAGAGCAGGCGACGGAAUGAUUACACUUUCAAGUGGGAACGUGCAGUUCAGGAUAAAGGAGAUUCUGGGAUUGUGCUUCAAUACAGUCAUGCACGACUAGCUAAUCUUCAAAGAAACUGUGGUGUGACCCUUGAUCUCAACUGUGACCUAUCUGCUUUACUAGAACCUGAGGCUCUGUAUUUAGUGCAACAUCUUGCCAAAUUUGACGGAGCGAUACUUGAAGCUUAUGAAAGUCUGGAACCAUGUGUCCUUGUCCAAUACUUGUUCUCCCUCAGUCAUUUAGUUGGCCGUGCAAACAAAGUUCUUGUAGUGAAGAAUCAAGACAAGGCUGUUGCUCAGGCUCGACUCUUGCUUUUUCACUGUGCCAAGAAUAUUCUAAGCUGUGGAAUGAAGAUUCUUAGUUUGAAGCCCUUGGAGAGGAUGUAACUGAAUGCUUACAUAAAUAUAUAAUUGAGUUACAAGAAAAAUUUUUUCAGUUUGUACUACAGAAUAAAGGUAUUCUCUCUCUAAAA
Molecule: messenger RNA, 919 nt
Organism: Limulus polyphemus (Atlantic horseshoe crab)
Lineage: Eukaryota; Metazoa; Arthropoda; Merostomata; Xiphosura; Limulidae
Product: probable arginine--tRNA ligase, cytoplasmic
Exons: 8
Biological process (GO): mitochondrial translation; arginyl-tRNA aminoacylation
Cellular component (GO): mitochondrion
Molecular function (GO): ATP binding; arginine-tRNA ligase activity
Source: RefSeq, a predicted model, not a curated record